CAGCAUGGAGGAGGCGGGGGCCGCCCCCGCCCCGGAGCUCGCCGAGCUGCGGGCGGACGAAUGUUAUGCUGACUUCUUCAGAGAAGACUUUGAUGUGAAAGCUUACACUUCCCAGUCCAUCCAUCAGGCUGUGAUAGCUGAGCAACUGGCAAAACUUGCUCAAGGUAUUAGCCAGUUGGAUAAAGAGCUGCAUUUACAAGUUGUGGCAAGACAUGAAGAUCUGUUGGCCCAAGCAACUGGAAUUGAAUCCCUGGAAGGUGUCCUCCAAAUGAUGCAAACUAGAAUUGGUGCUCUACAAAGCACUGUUGAUAGAAUUAGAGUUAAAAUUGUUGACCCCUACAACAAAAUAGUGUCUCGCACAGCUCAGCUGGCAAAACUUCAAGCUGCCUGUGACUUGCUGCGGAGGAUAAUACGCAUCUUGUAUCUCAGUAAGAGACUUCAAGGACAACUGCAAGGAGGAAGCAGAGAGAUAACAAAAGCUGCCCAGAGUCUCAAUGAACUUGAUUAUCUUUCUCAAGGGAUAGAUCUGUCUGGAAUAGAAGUAAUUGAAAAUGACCUGCUUUUUAUUGCAAGAGCUCGUCUUGAAGUGGAAAACCAGGCUAAAAGGUUGCUUGAGCAAGGUGUGGAGACUCAGAAUCCUACUCAAGUGGGAACAGCUCUUCAGGUUUUCCAUAAUCUUGGAACUUUGAAGRAUACUAUUGCUAAUGUGGUGGAUGGAUACUGCACAGUCCUGGAAGAGAACAUAAAGAAUGCUUUGGAUAUCAAAGUAUUGACCCAACCAUCUCAAACAGCAACGAGAGGUGGCCCUGGUAGAGCUGCUAUGCCAACACCUGGGAACACAGCAGCUUUUCGAGCAGCCCUCUGGACAAACAUGGAGAARCUCAUGGAUCAGAUCUGUGCUGCUUGUGGACAGGUGCAGCAUUUGCAGAAAGUGUUGGCAAAGAAAAGAGAUCCCGUGUCACAUGUCUGCUUCAUAGAGGARAUAGUUAAGGAUGGCCAGUCUGAUAUUUUGUACAAAUUUUGGACUGCAGUAACCCAGACCCUUUCCUCUCAGUUUCAGUCAGCAACAGACUCCUCUAUGUUUUUGAAACAAGCAUUUGAAGGAGAAUACCCUAAAUUACUGAGGCUUUAUAAUGACUUGUGGAAGCGCCUCCAACAAUACAGCCAAAAUAUUCAGAGGAAUUUUAACACGAGUGGAACUACUGAUCUAUUUGCUGAACURCAACAAAUGGAAGAAGAUGCACAGGACAUAUUCAUGCAAAAAAAUGAAGACUACGAUCCAGAAAAGGCCCUGAAAGAUUCACUGCAACAAUACGAAGCUGCUUAUCUAUCAAAAUCCUUAUCUCGACUGUUUGACCCCAUCAAUCUUGUUUUCCCUCCUGGAGGUCGGAAUCCUCCCUCUUCUGACGAGCUUGACAGCAUCAUUAAAACUAUAGCCAGUGAGCUGAAUGUGGCUGCUGUUGAUCCAGACUUGAGUUUAGCUGUGGCCAAAAAUGUGGCGAAGACCAUUCAGCUUUAUGGUGUGAARUCUGAGCAGCUUCUGUCUACUCAAGGAGACGCCAGCCAGGUGAUUGGGCCACUGACAGAGGGCCAGAGGAGGAACGUGGCUGUGGUUAAUUCUCUGUACAAACUGCACCAGUCCGUUCUGAAGGUUAUCACCAGUCAGAGCUCAUUUCCAGCAGCCGCUGAGCAAACAGUCACAACUGCCUUAAAGGCAGUCCAUGRUCUAAUGGGUAGUGCUGUUCAGCCGCUCCUGAACUCUGUAGGAGAUUCAGUGGAAGCUAUUAUCAUCACUAUGCACCAGGAAGAUUUUUCUGGAUCAUUAUCCAGCUCAGGAAAACCAGAUGUCCCUUGUUCUCUCUACAUGAAAGAGCUACAGGGUUUUAUAGCAAGAGUCAUGAGCGACUACUUCAGACAUUUUGAGUGUUUUGACUUUGUCUUUGAUAACACUGAAGCCAUGGCUCAAAGAGCAAUUGAGCUUUUCAUUCGCAAUGCCAGUCUGAUAAGGCCCCUCGGUGAAGGUGGGAAGAUGCGCCUGGCAGCAGAUUUUGCACAGAUGGAGUUAGCAGUAGCCCCGCUGUGCCGGCGAGUCUCUGACUUAGGAAAAUCUUACAGACAGCUGAGGUCAUUCAGACCACUGCUGUUCCAGACCAGUGAGCAUAUUGCCAGUAGCCCAGCUCUGGGAGAAGUUAUUCCAUUCAGYAUCAUUCUUCAGUUCUUAUUUACAAGAGCACCACCAGAGCUAAAAUCACCCUUYCAGAGGGCUGAGUGGUCCAUUGCCCGUUACUCCCAGUGGCUCGAUGAUCAUCCAUCUGAAAAAGACAGGCUUGCUCUCAUACGUGUUGCACUGGAAGCUUAUGUUCAGUCAGUCAGAACGAGAGAGGGAAAGGAGUUUGCACCAGUCUAUCCCAUAAUGGUUCAGCUGCUGCAGAAAGCCAUGUCAACCCUUCAGUGAACACACCUGGACAAUGCUUUCACACCAGAGAAUGGAUGGUAACMCAGUGGAGGCUUUGGUGUCACGUGUAUUUCUUGUUCAUGUAAAUUAUCCCCAAGUACAUCAACUUUACAAUGAAAUGUGUUUACCUCCUUCAUGUCUGAAACUUCUGCCUUCUUGCUUUAUGUUCAUAUUACAGGAACUUAUACAGAAAUAUUGCAAGGAAAUUGUACAACUUCUAUGUGCUCUAAGUCUACAUCUAAUUGAAACAUUCUUAAGCAUUCCUUUUGAAUUUAGAAAAGUAUAAAAUUAGAACUCAAAUGUAACAGUGUAAUUGCUGAAUAUCUCAAAUAAGGAAGCAGCUCUUUUCCUACAAGUAUAGUUUUAAACAGUUGAAUACAUUUCAGCCGUAUUCAGAAAAUUGUACUUUUGAAAUGUUUGAAUCAUCAGUUUCCAUCUAAAAAUCACUAAUUUUAACACAAGGAAAAAUAUUUAUAACUAACCUAAAUGAUUCUCUAUUGCAUUGCUAUUUCUUAGAAAUAAUUUAUAUUGAUUUCAACUCUUUUUGCUUAAACUGUAAUAAAGAACAUUGAGUAUCCAAUCCUGAAAACAGUAUUUGAAAUUCUUCACUAGCUUUCUAAUGGCAAUUGGAUGGGUUCAUGUAAAGACUUCCAUGCAGAACAUGCUCAUUGCUGCAGGGCUGACUUCAUGAUUAGUCUUCUUCAUUUAAUAAAAUACGCAACACCAAAUUUUAAUGAAUUUAUUUGAAAUAAUAUACAAGAAUAUAGUGUGCAAAAAUCUUAGGGGCAACAUCAUGUAGACGUGUCAUAAACUGAAAUUUACAGUUGUGAUUCUUAAAAAAAACAACGCACAGCUGUUUAGUACAGGAAAAGCCAUGAUUGUAAAUGUUCACAGCAGAAGCAAUUGUAAUCCUACCACAGCUGCUCUAAUUUUAGACAGUUGGAGGAGAAAAAAAAGUAAAGUGCAAGUGUUGCACAUAUAGUUAAGUGCAAAGUUUGCCCCCACCAUAAAGAUGUCUUAUGGCAAAAUAAAAUAUUGUAGAAUAUGUGGCAAAGACAAAACACAGAGUUAUAACUAUGAUGGUGAUGAUAUCAACAGCACCACUUUUCUUGAGAUAAUGCUAUUUAUUUAUUUCAUCCUGUCAGGGCCAUUAUCUCCACCACGAAAUGACAGCUCUCAUUAGUGCCAGCAGAUGCAAAAAUAUGUCCCUUGUGGAUGUAAGUUUUCUAAGUGGCAUCCCGAGCAGCAGCUCUCUUGCUACAUCACAUCAUACUCUCCAUUCCCACACUCUGGUAACUUGCUGGCAGCAGGGCAGGUUGGGAAGCUGCAGGCUGAUCAUACACUUUGCCAUUUCAGAAAAUCCCAGGCCCCAGAAUCGCAAUUAAUAAUACAGUUGUGCAAUACAUAUUAAUCAGCAAUAAGAAUCAAUGUAUAUAAACAGCUGUUACAUAUUUUAAAAUUCCCCUUUUUGUACAUUUUCUUUUAAAAAUAAACAUUUAUACAUAUCUCCUUCUCCUCUUUCUAAAGUACUUUAGCACCACAGGAUAUCCAUUUUUCAAGCCUAUAUUACCUGAUACAUAAUGAAGUUUGGAAGAGAAAUAAGGCAAUUUGGUUUAAAAUGCUGAUAGUUUGUAGCUUACUUAAUGUUCUAUUGUAAAAAGCAAAUCUGCACUCAGAUCAUUUCCAUGAUGGUGCCAGUAUUUUAUGGUCACACRCAGUCACAACAAAUAGUAAGACCUCGAUCUUGCAUCUUCUUGCCAUCAAGCAACAGCCAUUUUGUACAUACAGAGUUAACAGGAAAAUUCUGGCUUAAUGCUGUUGUGAGCCCUGAGAAAAGAGAAGAGAAAACCAAGUUAGUGAUUACCAUGCAARGGGGCACCAAACACUUGUUUUGACAACCACAAGUAUUUCCAAUCAUUGAUCAGUUAUUCAGAAGAAAACRACCAAAACAGACACUUUUAUUCCCUGAUCAUCAAAAAACCAGCACAACAUCUGUCACAGCCUGGAGCUCACUGUCAUUCCUAAGGYUACCAGACUACUAACAGUUCAGCUGAUUGAACUAAAACAGUUAUAAAGGSUAUUUCCUGCUGUAAUACUGAGGUAACAGGUUCUAUAGAUCCUGUUCUCUUGRCCUGAAGACUGUAGGGACAAAGAAAAUCCUACUUCAAGGCAGGAUAGAAAACCUUUACUGAGGCCAAAGCAUCACUACUCGGCUACACAUAAACAUGCCUCUGAGUUGCUGGAAGCUCACAGUGAGCCUAUGAUCUCACCAUCCAAAGCCUAAAACUGCAGUAAUGUAAGAGCAGAAUAAAUAAAUAAUAUUAUUUUAACUAAACCCACAAGGACAUCUAACAGAAGCUGUGACUGUGGAUUAAAAUAGAAUGCAGUGAACAGAGAAACAGCUUGUUCGUAGCAGCUGGGAUUUGGUGGAACCUUCUGCAACAAGGGACUGGAAACUGCACAAAGUAUGUGCAGAAGAAAGAAGCAACUCAGUAUUGGAGGAUUUCUUACUCAGUUUUAAGGCAACACUUGCAUAUGCUCUUGAGAAAGAAGCCUCAUUUACACAUGAAAGGAAAGGGGGUAACUUGAGGAUGAAAUCUUACACCACAUGGAUGAAUGGUUUCAACAGCAAUGUGGAUGAAGUCCAUACCACACUUCAAGCUCCUACCCAGGCAUAAAAUGGAAGAACCUGGCAAGCACUCCAGGCACCUCUGGAUCUUUCCKUUCAAUCUAUCCUUCUAGUUGAACACACAAAAUCUCCUUUCUUUGAUGUUUGKUUUACAUGAUGUUUCAGGUUGAAAGCACUUCUCUUUCUUAAUAUACACACAACCURCUAAUACAUUGCUGCAGACUCUUAGAUUGAUGGCUUUCUACAAAGUGGAAAAAAAUUUAUUUCCCUACAGAAAAGUAGUGUUAUCUACUGUAUUUCUUUUACAACUGAAUAGAGUAACAAAUGAAAGAGACUCAUGGGGAAAAAUUACUUUGCUCCCUCAGUAUCUUCAUACAUGCUGAUAUAAAUUAUGAGUAAGAAAAAUAGUAAAAGGUAAAGAAAUA
Messenger RNA from Malurus melanocephalus (red-backed fairy wren), 5509 nucleotides. It is a transcript of the gene COG5, whose product is annotated as component of oligomeric golgi complex 5. Gene Ontology annotation, cellular component: COG complex. Gene Ontology annotation, biological process: intra-Golgi vesicle-mediated transport. The record is from RefSeq and is a predicted model, not a curated record. NCBI's taxonomy places the organism in Eukaryota, Metazoa, Chordata, Aves, Passeriformes, Maluridae. The transcript is spliced from 22 exons. Bases 5 to 2455 code for a protein of 816 amino acids.